UGUCUUAUAAGUGUCACAACUAGACAUUUGGUGCUCAGACUAGUUUAGCCAAAUGCAUUGGAUCAAUGGAAGGUUACAGCAUAAAUAUUUUCUUUACAUUUUCCCAUCAUGAUUAUACACAGGCAGUUAUCCGUUGGCUGUCAAGGUCAGAGUCUGGAGUGAGUGGACCUGAGAAGGCAGAUACAAGAGGACAAAUCAUGCAAUUGAUGGCAGAGCUGAAAUCCUGUUCCACGAACCACUGGGAGCCAAUUGGUCAUCUGUGGUCAGACUUUGGAAGAUGCUAUAAGCAUGGAGACUCUGACACAAACAAUCUAAUAGAACGUUUCUUCCACCGUUUAAAAUACCAGUUCCUCUGUGGUAUCCGGAAUCGCAGAUUGGAUCACCUGAUUGAUGUGCUACUGAACAAGACAGAGAAGUACUUCAAUAUAAUACAGGAUCUACAGUCUGUUGGGAGAGUCUAUAAUCCUCUGCAAUGUAAAAUAGAAGAAAUUAAAAAUUCUGCUCAAAGGAUGCUAGACAAUGGUUGGGCCAGAAAAGUUAGUGUAGCUUCAAGAGAAACGUACAUCUACAAUGUUCCAUCUGAGAACAAUCCACAUUUAGUUUACUGUGUAUGCCCUGCAGAACAGUUCUGCAGUUGUAUAGCUGGUACAAGAGGAUGUACAUGUAAGCAUCUAAUUUUAUUAAGUCUUCUCACUUGUGAUGAUAGUGAGACUUUUCCAGACAUAAACACACAAUUGCAAGCCCAUGCCAACAACCUAAUUCAAAGGAACAAGUAUCGCAUUUUAUGCAAAGCCUCAAAAGAAUUUGAGGUUGAAAGUUUGUUUGGCAGAGCAGCAUCAAAACCUUGUGUUGGGACAAAUGUAUGUGAAUGCUGUACUUUCUCAUAUCAUAAAAAAUGUGCAUGUCUGCUACUUGCAAAUGGACUUUUAAAUGAGGUAUGUGAGACAAAGUCAGAAAACAUUGAAAACAUUCCAGUGGAGCCUAUUCAACAUGAAACUGAAGAUAAAGAUAGGCACAGUUCGACUAUUUGGAAACUGGAAAACAUACUGAACACUCUACAGACAUGGAAGAAAAUACCUGAGGAUAUUGCCCAUAAAGUCAAUGAACUGGAUGUGCAAAUACAGAAAGAAAAUGUGAACACUCAAAGAUUUGAAAAACUUUGUGAUGACAACUCGCGUAAAAUACGUCCACUAUUUACCAAUAGAAAAAGAAAGAACAACAGAGACAUUGCCACAGAGACAAUAAACAAUAUCACCAGUUUCCCUGUCCAGCCAAGAAGAAAACAAAGAGCAGUCAUUGGUCCAAAAAAGAAUACCAAAAUCAAGGUUUGA
Messenger RNA from Misgurnus anguillicaudatus (oriental weatherfish), 1331 nucleotides. Lineage: Eukaryota; Metazoa; Chordata; Actinopteri; Cypriniformes; Cobitidae. The record is from RefSeq and is a predicted model, not a curated record.